UUUUAAGGUGAAGGACAUUCGUUCAUUUUUAUCUUGAUAAACAAUGUUUAUCAAUAUAAUCGAAAAACUGGUUUUAUCAAAGUAUUGCGUCAUUUAAAUUGUCGUUACAUUUUCGUGAUUUACGCGUUCAUGUACCUGCUUUCUUUUUUUCGCAGCCUCCCAGAAUUACCGCCUCGCGUGGACAUUAUCUCUAAGAUAUUUGCCGACAUCUGAUCAACAGUGUAGGUACAAAAACAACGUGCGCUAAUUGCACUUAUUUACGCAUCACCAUAUCGCGUGCCAAAACAAACAUAAACGAAACGAAGCACAAUAAUUCCUCUCUUUCGAGAAAAAAAAAACGCGCGGCGCUUUACAUUUUCUACAUCAGUGCAGUAUGAAAAUAGUAAUAAUAAGAUUUUUUUAAAUAAAUAAAGAGUAUAGUUGAAAUUUUAUACGAGUGUUGCCUCUCUCGGAGGAGAAUGGAACUACCUGCAUACACACGCGCGCGCAGCAGCAACGAAAAGAGAUCGACGCACGUACCGAUAUCUGUUUUUUCAGAGUCGCGUAGAGAUAGUUUAGUCGGCUGCGUGCGCUCGUCGUGGUGCUAACCGUGUCGUCGCUGCUGUUGAUCAACUGAAAUAUACAACGCGACAUGCUGCGAAUAGACCGGGAAACUGGCGAGGAGCUUGAGUACGAGAUGAGCAAUGCCGAGACUGGUGAACCUGAGCCACAUUACCAAUCGCCAAAUCGUAAAAAACCCUUCAAGAUUCCCAUACAAGAGACAGAAAAUCAGUCAAUCGUUAACAGUUCGAGGGAAAAAAAAAUUUGGCCGGAAUUCGAGCCAGUGCCAACGGGUGUAUCUUUCGGUGAAACCAAACCGAUCUGUCUACUCUUGCCAGCCAUAGUUUACUGCAGGUGGUUACUCGGAGUAUUAGCCCUUAUCGAAUGGCUGCUACACGUUUACGCACAUCUAUGUCAAAAUGAGACCUGCAUGAACGUCGUCGGCAAGAUCCAGCAGAAUCGCAUGCACAAAUUCUUCAAACAAUGUCAUUAUAUCAAGAGAGUUGUUCAGUGAGACAUAGCUACAAGCCUUUUGUUUUGUGUCUUUAUUUUUGGCUUUUACAAUCAGGUGCUUGGUGAAAAGGAUAUUAUAUCUCGCAUCGCUGGGUCAACUGUCCUCUAUAUAUGCAUGAUUUAAUUUCAUUGUUUUUGACGUUAGAGUACUUAAUGCGUCAUAGUUGGGCCAGGCGGAUUUGUUUGUCUGUUUUUUGUAUAUCGCCGAUGUAUUUACACGUACUUGCAAGUACGUUGGUGAAAGUUGCUUUAUUUUGAAGGCUAUCGUUUUUAGUUUGUUAUUUAAAAGAAAUCUAUUAGGUAAACAAUUUUUUUUCUGAUAUGAAAUUGGAAUAAAUAAUUUGUCAUCUUAUCAAAGUGUAUACAUUUUUAUAAUGAAAGCUUCCGUAUACAAGUAAAUAAAACUCAUCAUUUUUAUACAACAUGAUGU
Phymastichus coffea is the source of this 1483-nucleotide messenger RNA. RefSeq lists its product as uncharacterized. Bases 632 to 1054 code for a protein of 140 amino acids. The record is from RefSeq and is a predicted model, not a curated record. The transcript has 3 exons. Lineage: Eukaryota; Metazoa; Arthropoda; Insecta; Hymenoptera; Eulophidae.